Nematostella vectensis (starlet sea anemone) is the source of this 2069-nucleotide messenger RNA. RefSeq names its product Krueppel-like factor 6. The coding region runs from base 574 to 1416 and encodes 280 amino acids. The record is from RefSeq and is a predicted model, not a curated record. Gene Ontology annotation, molecular function: DNA-binding transcription factor activity, RNA polymerase II-specific; RNA polymerase II cis-regulatory region sequence-specific DNA binding. Lineage: Eukaryota; Metazoa; Cnidaria; Anthozoa; Actiniaria; Edwardsiidae. Gene Ontology annotation, biological process: regulation of transcription by RNA polymerase II. The transcript has 2 exons.
AUUUCAGUCGCAUGGCACUUCGCGCGGGAAAUCGCGACCCGAAAUCUCAUGGGACUCCAACAUUUUCAUAGCCACGACUAAUCAUCAAAAACUCGAGAGCUCUUUUCUAUUAUUCUGUCAAAACGGAAGACGUUAAAAAGCAUUUCCCAUGUUGUAUUUGAUCGUACUUUCCAGCUGAAAUUUUGCAUCACGACCAAAUAUAGAUCCAUCCAAAUAUGGCCAGUUUAAAAGGAGCGAAUAUCUAGACAUAUUGAGCGCUUCCGAUUGGCUAGCUAGUAUUGUUGUUUAGACUAAUUGUCAAAAAUGGUGAAGAGAUUAUCAGCCAUUGGUUUCUUUGUCGCGGAUGAACCAAUCACAAUUCGAGAUUCAGAUCGUAUUGAAAGGGCCAUCACGUAUGGAGCGCAUCUAAUUUCCGCGAUCGAUUUACCGUACAUGCGCCGCAUCGCUCAGCACACUAGCUUUGAGUGUAUUGUGUCACACAGAUUAUAUAUUUGGCAAAUUCCUGUGCUGCAGUAGGUUGUAGCAGGGCCCACACUGCCUUCUUCUUAUCAAAGUCUUCUACAAUCACUCGCCAUGGAUCUCCAUUCCCCGAUUCCUUCUUCUACGAUAUUCGUAGAGCUUCAAACAGUUCAUGACACGGGCUAUUUCUAUUCUUUGCCGUCACUGGAGGACGAUUGGGCUCAGACUCGACUGGAAAUGGAUCGAUAUUUGUGCCCAGAACCCACAACUGCGGAAAACAAGGAUCCAAACUUAGGGACUCCUACACCAUGGAAUGAAUUUCUAUUACCAUUUGACGAAUCGACGUUUCCUUUCGGUGACGAUUGGGAUAUCAAGCCGAUUGAUUUGAAUUCACCACCGAGAAUGCCCUCUGUUCCUACGGUUUUACCCGAGACUCCUACAGAAUCGAGACCUUGUGUGGAAAUGACGGUAAAACCCCUCAAGAUCAAAUUACCCAUUCUCGUCUCUGGAGAUCUUAGUAAAGUUCCAAAACCCGUUUUGCCUCUGACUCCACCGAGUUCUCCAGAGUCUCCCGUACCGUCGAUCGUAGUUCAACAGCGGGCAUCAAGACCGGUUUCGCGCGGUCCGCGUAGCAAGAGCACUUCUAAUACUGGAAGUCGAGCGACUAGUCCAAAGGACGGAGCGGAGAGCAAAAGACGCGUGCAUAGAUGUCAAUUCAGUGGCUGUCGCAAAGUUUAUACAAAAAGCUCACAUCUAAAGGCUCAUCAACGGACUCAUACAGGAGAAAAGCCUUAUAAAUGUUCGUGGGAAGGUUGCAAUUGGAGGUUUGCUCGCUCCGACGAAUUAACCCGCCAUUACAGAAAACACACUGGAGCUAAACCAUUCAAAUGCGUGCAUUGCGACCGAUGUUUCUCGAGAUCUGAUCAUCUUGCACUACACAUGAAAAGACACGCGUAGCGAAGGGCGCCUAGAUCGAUUUUUACAAUUUAGAAUAAGACUCGGAGGCUUGCUAUUGUGGAGGAUGAGAAUAUUUCCAUAAAUGAUUCAAAUCCGGCACCACAGGUGCGGAGCGAGGAAUAGUAAAUCCAGCGAGGUAAUGGCUAAGAUUGUACGACCACGCUCAGAACAUGAGCUGUGAAGAGAUAUGUGUGAAGACACGGGAAAAGACCUGCUUCCUAAAAAUAGACUUUAUUCAAUUUGCGAGGCCCGGACUUGAAGCCGAGUGGCAAAAUCAUUGUUUGCAUACACAUAUGCAAACGGAAGCGUAUAGUCUGAAAGGCUAGUAGCCAGAUUAUAAGGGGAAGAAUUGAACAUUUUGGUAGACGUAAAAUUGGAAAGUCUUGGGCUUUAGGAUAUUAUUUCAAUCGAAAUAGCGGACAAAAUAAAACGACUGUUCCCCUUAAGAACGGAGAACACUAGUAUAAAAUUCUAUUGAUGUAAAUAUAUAUUCUAGGGAAAACUUGAUGCAUUACAUUCAAAUUCAAAAUUGAAAUAACAACACAAAAAGAGAACAAAGUAUAUAAAAGUAAUGUAAUGAAUGUAUUCGUGCAUAAAGUCAAACGACUAGGAAUUAGAGAUGUACAUAGAACUAUAUUAAAAUUGAAUAUGAA